GAUCAAAGCUUCUUCAGGGCCCAGACCACUGUUCCAAACCGAUACAGAACACCCGACGACAACCUGCAUCCCGUCGACCACAACCCUUCGACAACAGAGCAUGGUUAUCUGGGCGUUUACCGGCGAGAAUGAAUCGCGUUCCGAAGCAGGACGUUCGAAUGUCUGCCAUUGGAUGUGACCAAAACGUCGGCAAAACGGAUCAUACAUCGACGCUAAUACCUACUUGGUAGGUUGGGCCAAGAAAGAUAGCAAUAACGCCUAUAAAAGGCCUCCGUGUUCUUCCAAGCUGACUCAAAGUUCAUCGACAACGAUCCUCGGAACCCAAAGAUGCCCAAAAUCAUUAAUUUGCCCACCGAGGUCCUAGGUCUCAUCGUCGUCGAGCUAAGUCUGGAGCACGACCGCGACCUGGACUAUAACUUCCGCGAACGCAAUAAGAUCCGCAGGAAACACUUGGCGCAGCUGGCAGGAACAUGUCGCCGAUUCUAUGACAUUGUCAAGCCCAUCCUCUGGAGACGCCAUUGGAAGGAGGCCCUGGUGUCCAGUAUCAAAUUCGCUCGGCACGAUAUCAUCGACUUCCUCGCCGACAAUCGGUCCACUUUAGUUUUGGAGGGUUUGGACGCUGGUGCCAAUUGCUUCGAUUACCACUUCAACGACAAAGACCACAACCCUACGGUCGACUACUGCGACGAUGAAUCCCUCGCACUCUCCGAGAAAAAGAACGGCAACAAAAAGCCCGUGUAUCCCGCCAUAAUCGUGGCCACCAUGCACGCCUAUCCCAACCCGGACACUGCGGCCACAGCCAUACACCUGAUCAAGAAGGGAAUGGCAAACCCCUACGUCCCUUCGCGAAACUGUUGCAAGUGCCUGUCCCCGCCCGCUCGUCAUAUCAAUGGUUCCUCCGGCUGGCAAUCCAUGUUGCAUACCAUUCUCUGUCCAGAGAGUAGCUCCCUGGAAUACGCCGCCUUCCUGGGGAGGUACGGGAUUGUGCAUUACAUGCUUCGCGACAUCAAAGACUUUGAUCUCACGCAGGCCUACUGGGGACCGUGUCUGCUGUCCCAGCUUAUCCUUCGGAGCACUCCUAAUAACGGGGCACGUGAGCACCUGUCAGAUAUUAUCGACCUGCUGGUCACAAGGUAUGGGCUGGACGUCAAUGGGGGUCCCUCUUCCGAACGCGGGAUUACUUCCAGGCCACUUCAUCUUGCGAUCUGGAACGAACUUCUACACAACUUCAGGCAUAGCCAUAGCUAUUACGACAACAGCUAUAAUCUCGACACAAUCUCUCAUCUCUUCCGCCUUGGAGCAGACCCAUCUCUCGCUGCUCCAAAUUUCGGGCCCGAUCGUCGCCAUCCUCCCGGAUCAACGUUACGGCCAGUCACGGCAAUGGGCGCCUUUCUGUUAGUCUGGACCGAGCGGCGAAUCAACCCGAAGCAUGAACCUUGGAAUUGGCGGCCAAUGGCAGACCUUCUCGUAUCCAACGGAGCCAGAUGUCACUUUGAUAGGAACUGGGAAAGCCCCGGACUUUUUGAUUUCGAGUACUUAGAGUCCAGUAGGGAUUCUUCCAUUUAAGAACUGCCUUGAGGUUGGGUUCAAAGGCAUAAAAAAACGCUUGGACGCGUGAUCGAGUGUACUCAAGCUGUGAUGUACUCAGUACUGACCGUGACUUGUUCGGUUUAUUCUUACGACCAUCCGGGGAAGUUUGAUAACUUG
Messenger RNA from Neurospora tetraspora, 1707 nucleotides. RefSeq lists its product as uncharacterized. The record is from RefSeq and is a predicted model, not a curated record. Gene Ontology annotation, molecular function: protein binding. Bases 328 to 1566 code for a protein of 412 amino acids. The transcript has a single exon. NCBI's taxonomy places the organism in Eukaryota, Fungi, Ascomycota, Sordariomycetes, Sordariales, Sordariaceae.